CAAUCACAGGCUUUUGCUGGAGAGCUGAUAAAGACAGUCCAGCAGUUAGUGGCAAAUGAAGGCAGGCUGUGCAGCAGGGUCUCCAGGGAAUGAAUGGAUUUUCUUCAGCUCUGAUGAAAGAAACACACGCUCUAGGAAAACAAUGUCCAACGGGGCACUGCAAAGAUCUGUCGUGCUGUCAGCGUUUGUUCUGCUGCGAGCUGUUACCGGAUUCUCUGGAGACGGGAGAGCGCUAUGGGAUAAAAAACAUUAUGUGAGUCCGGUCAAUGCAAGUCAGCUGUUUCUCUAUGACACUUUCCCUAAAAACUUUUUCUGGGGUGUCGGGACUGGAGCAUUUCAAGUGGAAGGGAGUCGGCAGACAGAUGGGCGAGGACCCUCGAUCUGGGAUCGUUUCAUCUACACACACCUGAGAGAUGUCAACAUCACAGCCAAAUCUGCCGACAGUUACGUAUUUCUGGAAAAAGACUUGUUGGCUCUGGAAUUUUUAGGAGUUUCUUUUUAUCAGUUCUCAAUCUCCUGGCCACGAUUGUUCCCCAAUGGAACAGUAGCAGCCGUGAAUGCAAAAGGUCUCCAGUACUAUAACACGCUUCUGGACUCACUGAUACUCAGGAAUAUGGAGCCCAUCGUUACCUUAUACCAUUGGGAUUUGCCUUUGACACUACAGGAGGAAUAUGGGGGUUGGAAAAAUGCAACUCUGAUAGAUCUCUUCAAUGAUUAUGCCACAUACUGCUUCCAGACCUUCGGGGACCGUGUCAAAUACUGGAUUACAAUUCACAACCCUUACCUCGUUGCUUGGCAUGGGUUUGGCACAGGUAUGCAGGCGCCAGGAGAGAAGGGAAAUUUAACAGCUGUCUACACUGUGGGACACAACCUGAUCAAGGCUCAUGCGAAGGCGUGGCAUAACUACAACAAAAACUUCCGCCCCCAUCAGAAGGGUUGGCUGUCCAUUACCUUGGGGUCCCACUGGAUGGAACCAAACCGAACAGAAAACAUGGAGGAUGUACUCAACUGCCAGCACUCCAUGGCUUCCGUGCUGGGAUGGUUCGCCAACCCCAUCCACGGGGACGGCGACUACCCUGAGUACAUGAGGACGAUGGUCGGCAUGCCCGUGCUCUCUGAGGCAGAGAAGGAGGAGGUGAGGGGCACGGCUGACUUCUUUGCCUUUUCUUUCGGGCCUAACAAUUUCAGGCCCUCGAACAUGGUGAACGCAGUGAAAAUGGGACAAAACAUGUCACUCAACUUAAGACAGGUGCUGAACUGGAUUAAGCUAGAAUAUGACAACCCUCGCAUCUUGAUUUCGGAGAACGGCUGGUUCACAGAUAGUUAUAUAAAGACGGAGGACACCACGGCCAUCUACAUGAUGAAGAAUUUCCUCAACCAGGUUCUUCAAGCGCUGAAGUUCGAUGACGUUCGAGUGUUUGGCUACACGGCCUGGUCCCUCCUGGAUGGCUUUGAAUGGCAGGACGCCUACACUACUCGCCGAGGGCUGUUUUAUGUGGACUUUAGUAGUGAACAGAAAGAAAGGAGGCCUAAGUCCUCGGCGCACUACUACAGACAGAUCAUACGAGACAACGGUUUCCCUUUGAAAGAAUCCACGCCAGACAUGCGGGGGCAGUUUCCCUGUGACUUCUCCUGGGGAGUCACUGAGUCUGUUCUUAAGCCGGAGUUUAUGGUUUCCUCCCCUCAGUUUACCGACCCUCACCUGUAUGUGUGGAAUGCCACUGGUAACAGAUUGCUAUACCGAGUAGAAGGAGUAAGGCUAAAAACAAGACCAUCCCAGUGCACAGAUUACGUGAGCAUCAAAAAGCGAGUGGAGAUGUUGGCCAAAAUGAAAGUCACCCACUACCAGUUUGCUCUGGACUGGACCUCUGUCCUUCCCACUGGCAACCUGUCUAAAGUUAAUAGACAAGUGCUGAGGUACUACAGGUGUGUGGUGAGCGAAGGACUGAAGCUGGGUGUCUCCCCCAUGGUGACGUUGUACCACCCCACCCACUCCCAUCUAGGCCUCCCGGAGCCACUUCGGAGCAGUGGGGGUUGGCUAAACACAUACACUGCCAAGGCCUUCCAGGACUAUGCAGGGCUGUGCUUCCGGGAACUGGGAGACUUGGUGAAGCUCUGGAUCACCAUCAACGAGCCUAAUAGGCUGAGUGACAUGUACAACCGCACGAGUAAUGACACCUACCGUGCAGCCCACAACCUGAUGAUCGCCCAUGCCCAGGUCUGGCGCCUCUACGACAGGCAGUAUAGGCCGGUCCAGCGUGGAGCUGUGUCUCUGUCUCUACAUUCUGACUGGGCCGAACCUGCCAACCCCUAUGUAGACUCACACUGGAAGGCAGCCGAGCGCUUCCUCCAGUUUGAGAUAGCCUGGUUCGCAGAUCCGCUCUUCAAGACUGGGGACUACCCAUUGGCCAUGAAGGAGUACAUCGCCUCCAAGAACCAGCGAGGGCUGUCCAGCUCAGUCCUGCCGCGCUUCACCCCGGAGGAGAGCAGACUGGUGAAGGGCACCAUCGACUUCUACGCGCUGAACCACUUCACUACUAGGUUCGUGAUACACAAGCAGCUGAACAGUAGCCGCUCUGUAGCAGACAGGGACGUCCAGUUCCUGCAGGAUAUCACCCGCCUCAGCUCACCCAGUCGCUUAGCUGUAACGCCCUGGGGAGCACGCAAGCUGCUUGGGUGGAUCCGGAGGAACUACGGGGACAAGGAUAUCUACAUCACAGCCAAUGGCAUCGAUGACCUGGCUCUGGAGAAUGAUCGGAUCCGAAAGUACUACUUGGAGAAGUACAUCCAGGAGGCUCUGAAAGCCUACCUCAUUGAUAAGGUCAAUAUCAAAGGCUAUUACGCAUUCAAACUGACAGAAGAGAAAUCUAAGCCGAGAUUUGGAUUUUUCACAUCUGACUUCAAAGCUAAAUCCUCUGUAGAGUUUUACAGCAAGCUGAUCAGCAGCAGUGGCUUUCCUUCUGAGACCAGCAGUCCUGCAUGUGGUCAGCCACCAGAAGAGACCGAGUGCGCCAUCUGCUCAUUUCUCACUCAGAAGAAACCACUCAUCUUCUUUGGUUGUUGCUUCAUCUCCACUCUGGCUCUACUACUGUCAAUCACCAUUCUUCAUCAUCGAAAGAGAAGAAAAUUUCGGAAAGCAAAGAACUUAGAAAAUAUACCAUUGAAGAAAGGCCAGAGUAGAGUUCUUAGCUAAACUUAUCAUUUCUGACAUGGUUUAAAGAUUCACUCCAGUUCCAAAUACUGGUAACUUACAAUGUGAGAGACAGCUGUAACCAAGGUGAUGACAAUCGAUGCCUUUGCAGUGUGGUCCAAAUCCUUCCUUUCGGUAUUGACAAUCAAUCAGUGAAUGCAGUUCUUAGAGCUGAAGGCUUCAUCUUGACAGGAAUUCUGGGGAUGACCCCAAACAUGGCUAACACGGCUUUAGGAAGUUUGAAGCAUGUUUCACAUCAUUUUUCUCUAGCUCUUCUGUAAAUAGCAAUCACUAUUCAUGGUAAAGAAAUGAAUUUUAAGUGAAGUUCUGUUGUUUUAGACUUCAUAGUUUCAAACCAUUUUGCUGUUAACUGUUUUUUGAGACAGUGUUUAUUAUGUAGCUCUGGCUGUUCUUGAACUCACAAAGAUCCACCUGCUUCAGCCUUCUGAGUGCUGGGAUUAGCCACACCCAGCUAAGACUAUUCUUCAAACUGAAGUUAGUGACAGAUGCUGUCACUUCUAACAAGGUGCUCUGUUGAGGUGAAGUAGUCCUCAGAGGGAAUGUAGAAACACAACAGAAUUUUAGAUAAUGCUUGUCCAUAGGCAGUUAAACAUACAAAUCUUAGCUUUAGCUUUUCUGUUUUGUUUUUCUUUUCUUUUUUUUUUAAAGAAAAACCAGGCAUUUCUUAAACGUCUGACUUUGUGAGCUCUCUCUUCCUGAACUUCUGUUUUGGUAUGGGGAUUUGGGGGAGAAGGUUCAAAACAGGUUAUUUUUUUGUAGCUCUGACUGUCCUGAAACUCUGUAGACAAGGAUGGCCUUGAACUCAGAGAUCCAUCUGCCUCUGCCUCCAGAGUGCUAGAACUAAAGGCGCGCCCACCAUAUCCAGGUUGGAGUUCUGAUUUUAAAAGUAGCUUCCACAACUCAUGUCAUGGAAAGAUCACAGGAUGGACAACUAGACCAAGUGUCUGUGAAGAUCACGUUCUUACAGCACGGCAAUUUCCAUUUUAAAAUAAAUUGGCAUUACUCCUAUUUCCCUGGAGGCAAGACGACCAGGCACACUUAGGAAGGUUUAAAAAGAUGUAGAUGAGUAAAGGGCAAAGACCUUACCAUUAUUCCCAGAGCCUCAUAACUCCUCAUGCACAUAGGUACAGAACACAACCAGGGUGUCUGGACUGACGAAGCCAGCAUGUCAGUUGUAUUUUACCUUUUAAGGCUAGCACUAAGUAAAUCUCAAUUUGGAUAUUUUUGUAUUUGAUCACAAACAAUAGGAAUGUGUACCCAUUCAUACCCAUUAUUUCAAGUCAAUAUAUAAACCAUGUUACCCAAUCACUGUUAACCCUCUCCAGCAAUUUAGACUGAAGAGUCAAAGUAGCUCUUCCACAAAGAGCCUUAGUAACAAAGCAUCCUAAAUGGUAAGCUGAUUUUAAUUGUCUUUCAGAUCUACCUGUUAAGAUGUCAAGACAUAAUUAGGGUUUUUCCCACCCUGUAGACAGGUGUCUCUACCCCUGGGCAUCUUAGAACUCACUCUGUAAACCAGACUCACCUGCCUUUGCCUCCUUUGCGGGGAUUAAAGGCAUGCGCCACCACCGCCUGGCCACAACUGUAAUUCUUAUAAUCACUAAUUUUCGAUAGCAUGUGCCAAAGCGAUGAGAAAUAAAGCUGCUACUGGACUAGCCGAAUCUAA
This is a messenger RNA of Arvicola amphibius (Eurasian water vole), 4874 nucleotides long. It is a transcript of the gene Klb, whose product is annotated as klotho beta. NCBI's taxonomy places the organism in Eukaryota, Metazoa, Chordata, Mammalia, Rodentia, Cricetidae. Bases 56 to 3193 code for a protein of 1045 amino acids. Gene Ontology annotation, molecular function: fibroblast growth factor binding; hydrolase activity, hydrolyzing O-glycosyl compounds; fibroblast growth factor receptor binding. The record is from RefSeq and is a predicted model, not a curated record. Gene Ontology annotation, biological process: carbohydrate metabolic process; fibroblast growth factor receptor signaling pathway. The transcript has 5 exons.